This is a messenger RNA of Pocillopora verrucosa, 2728 nucleotides long. RefSeq names its product motile sperm domain-containing protein 2-like. The record is from RefSeq and is a predicted model, not a curated record. Gene Ontology annotation, cellular component: endoplasmic reticulum-endosome membrane contact site; endomembrane system. NCBI's taxonomy places the organism in Eukaryota, Metazoa, Cnidaria, Anthozoa, Scleractinia, Pocilloporidae.
CCGAUGAAACCCGUGACUCAAAGAUGGCAGAGGAGAAUGAGUUAGAGGCCAAACGAAUCGAUGAGCUCAGGCAGCGGUUUUUUCAUGAAAACGGUGCAAUUUUGCAAGAAUUUGAUGAACAAGACGUGAAACGAGUCCGUGAUGAGGACUUCUGGUUGAGUUGCUUUCUGAAAUCUCGCAAGCAGGAUGUAGACAUUGCAUUAUCUGUCUUGGUGGAAUGUUUAAGAUGGAGAAAAUCAUUUGGAGUUAAUGAACUUACAGAACGUUCUGUAGACCGGAGACUGUUUGAGGCUGGUUUCCUCUUUCCAUAUAAUCGGGACAAAGAUGGAAAUACGUUAAUCAUCUACAUUGGAAAACUUUACAAAAAAGAUCCACAGCAACAUCCAGAAUUGAAGAGGUACCUUGUGUUCCUCCUAGAAAAACAUGUGAAAAUGUUCCCUGGCAGAAAAGUAACAUUUUUAUUUGACAUGCAGGAUACUGGGUUAUCAAAUAUGGACCUGGAUUUUGUAAAAUUUAUCAUAAGUUGUUUCAGAGAUUACUUUCCAUCGACAUUGGCAUGGCUAGUAGUCGUGGAAAUGCCCUGGAUUUUAUCAGCAACAUGGAAAAUUGUCAAGUCAUGGCUGAGCCCUGAAGCUGUCAAAAAAAUCAGAUUUUUAAACAAACCUGAACUUUUGGAUUUAGUUGAUGAAGACAAGCUACUUGUUAGAUUAGGUGGAACUGAUCCCUAUGAAUAUUCUUAUCCACCCACAAAAGAAGCUCUUGUCAGUCUUGGUAUCACUGAAUCCACAAAUACAGAAGAUAACCUCAUUGAAAAUGGUACCGUAAACCAAGGCAAUGAUUUUGACGAUGACAGUUGUGAAGAUGCGCGUGAAGAGGCUCCUCCGUCCAAUACAAAGAAGGUGACGUUUGAGGAUGCGCCUUCUACUGCAGCCGACCAGAGUCUUGAAAAUGCAUCUUCUCAGUCGAAUUCAAAGCAGAGGAAUAAUUCAACAAAGCUCACACUUCGAGCUGUAAGUUCAAGAUCAUCACAAAGACGAGCACCUCCAGACGGCUUUACUAGAACAGGAAGUCUGCUUACUAUUACGCCAGCGGAGGAAUUAGUUUUCACCGGAACAACUUCAACUGGAGAAAUUCUUCAAUCGUUGUCGCUCACCAACAACACCUUGUCAACAGUAGCUUUCAAGGUAAAGACAACCUCUCCAGAGAGUUAUCGAGUCCGACCAAGCUCGGGUAUAAUUCCUGCAAACUCCUCUGCAGAUGUCAGCGUAUUUUUACAGCCAGGUCAUGCUGCCAGCGUAGUAAAAGACAAGUUCUUGGUGAUGUCGACUGAGUUACAGGAUGAUAAGUCGCCAAGUGAACUUGCUGCAUUAUGGAAAACGAUACCAAAAGCAAAUAUUGUGGAACACAGACUUCGCUGCCGAUUUCUGGCGUCUAGUUCUCAGCUUUCCGGUCAGUAUUCUGAUAUUGCGGAAGGUAAACCAGUAACUCUUAGUAUGGCCAUCGACAGCAUUCAGGCUCUUCAACGACAGCUGAGUGACGUGGAGAAAAAGCUUGAUACCAGCAACAGAAAAAUCUCGCACAUAGAGACAGGUCUUAAUGUGUUCAUUAAAGUUCAAUUGGGACUCUUUUCCGCCAUGAUAGUUUUGUUCGCCAUUGUGAUGUACUACGCUACGUUCCUCAUUUAAUAUGUCAUCAAGUGUCCACGGGCCUUCAAAAUGAAUAAGAGGGUUUAAUUGAUCUUAAAGUGCAACGUUCUAAUGCUCUCUGGAAUACAUAACCUACUCAACGGUUGCUCAUAGAUCAGAGUGAUUUAGAAUCGCGGUUAUUUGAAUAACCAUUGGCAAGAAUUGAACUUGGGCCUUGUAAGCGAAAUCAAAGAUGGAAUUUGCCGUUUACGUUUGAACACGGUUUUAUAGAUUUUUUUUUAAUGUCAGGAACAAGUUGUAGAGGUGCGUUUAGGUGUGACCUUGCAUGACUCGUCGCGAAUUCGCCGCUUUACAUUACUCAUGUGCGCUAUUCCGGGGAAAAAAAUGCAUCACUUCCAAAGGCGGAAAACUUUUUUAGUCCGUUUUAUUCAGGGAACUCCGCCCCAAAAAAUGUUUUCGUUACUUGUCAAAAUUUCAAUUGAACGCUUUUUGAGAAGAAAUGAGGCGGAAACAUUGACUAACUUUGAAAUUGAAGCCUUAGUUUCCUUUUUUUGGGGAACAAGAAAUAAAAAUUGGACUGAUUCCCUUUGCGCAAAUGCUGAGUGUUACAGGUUCAAAUUCUGUUAACUUGUCUUUUGCGUGGAUUAGGUUGAUUUCAGCGGCUGUGAUCAACAAAAUUUUUAUGACCAAUUAUUACCCGUCAAGUAGGUGCGAAUCUAGUUCUUUUUUCUGACCAGAGUGUCCUUUAAUUUUUCUAAACUCCAUUCUUGAAAGAUUUUGGACGAUUUAGCUAAACAACAUAGGACAACGAGUAAGUGAUCUCUGAACACUCGAAAGAAAAGUAUAUUUUUCCCAUAAAUAAAGAAAUUAUUUCUUUACAUGGCUGUCAAUAGAUGGCAUUAAUUUAUUAAUAUGAGCCCUGUAGAGUUUCCAUCCAACAGUUGUCUUCACUUACAAUAUUAUUAAGCUAAGCGAUCAGUUCUUGCAAUAUUUUUCCCCAAUAUCUGUAGUUAUUCCUACCGUUCGUAUUGGCAUAAACAUUGUAAAAGAUUUAAAUUAAUUUACGGGAAAAUAUACAUAUA